Molecule: messenger RNA, 696 nt
Organism: Panicum hallii
Lineage: Eukaryota; Viridiplantae; Streptophyta; Magnoliopsida; Poales; Poaceae
Product: stress enhanced protein 1, chloroplastic-like
Exons: 3
Coding region: 113-493 (126 amino acids)
Biological process (GO): cellular response to high light intensity
Source: RefSeq, a predicted model, not a curated record
GGCUCCUGCGCUUCCACCCUGCAGACAAAAAUAACUCGAGCAUGAGCAGCAGACACAGCUCGAGCAGAGGAGGAGAAAGAAGAAGAGAAAAAGCGGCUCCGGUCCCAAUCCCAUGGCGCUCUUCGCCGUCGUCCUGCGCGCAUCCCCGCUGGCCGCCGCCGCCGCGGCGCCGUCCUUCAGCUGCGUGUCCGGCCGUGCGUCUGCGCUGCGCGUCACCUCCAGCAAGAGGCGCGCCGUCUCCUCCAGGGCCGGCCGGUCGCUGUCCAUCCGGUGCGAGCAGAGCGCGAAGCAGGGCGGCGGCCCCGACGUGUGGCUGGGCCGCGCCGCCAUGGUCGGCUUCGCCUCGGCGAUCUCCGUCGAGGUGGCCACCGGCAAAGGCUUCCUCCAGAACUUCGGCGUGGCGACGCCGGCGCCGACGCUGGCGCUGGUCGUGUCGGGGCUCGUCGUGGGCCUCGCCGUCUUCUUCCUGCUCCAGUCCGGCUCGCGGGACUGAACCCUGGUGAAUGAGCAAUCGAACAGUUUCAGGGUUCAGUGCUGCCGGUUCCUCGUCGGAGGCUGCUCUGCAAACACGUCCAGUUUGUCCCUCGUGACAUCUUUCCUUGUACCAUGUAAUGUAGUAACUGACAAUCAUCUACAGAAUGCCUCUCUUAAGUUUUGGUGGGGAAAAAUAAUAGCUCGUGUGCUCAUUUCGCAGAA